This is a messenger RNA of Episyrphus balteatus (marmalade hoverfly), 953 nucleotides long. RefSeq names its product serine protease 3-like. The coding region runs from base 300 to 869 and encodes 189 amino acids. The transcript is spliced from 3 exons. Gene Ontology annotation, biological process: proteolysis. The record is from RefSeq and is a predicted model, not a curated record. Gene Ontology annotation, molecular function: serine-type endopeptidase activity. NCBI's taxonomy places the organism in Eukaryota, Metazoa, Arthropoda, Insecta, Diptera, Syrphidae.
UAUAAAAUUAGUCUACAAUGAACUUCAUCAGAAUAACACUUUUAGUUGUUUUUGCAAUAUCGGUUGUUGUUGCUCAUGAGUACAAAGAAGUUCAACUUGAACCUAAUGGCAAGCCAUUUCCUGGUCUAAAAAGAGGAUCUCGAAGUGAAGUCAUACCUAGCGCGGAUUCUAAAAUUGAAGGCCGUAUUGUAAACGGACAUUAUGCCUCGGCAGAACAGUUUCCAUAUCAUGUUGCGGUGAUUUCUGGGUAUGGAAGUUCUUAUAGCUAGUGCGGUGGAGCCCUGAUAGGAAAUGAAUGGAUGGUUACCGCAGCUCAUUGCACUACUGGAGCUCGAACAAUCGAGGUGCGAUUGGGAAGUAUUAACAGUGAUACGCCCCUAAGAAUUUCUUGGGGAUAUCAAAAUCACCUUCACCCGGACUUUGGUACAAAACAUGGUGAUAUAGCAUUGGUUAAGAUCCAAUGGGUUGAUUUUAAUGCUAACAUGGCACCAGCAUCUUUGCCACCUUUAAAUGGUCAACACUCGCUCUAUGUAAAUGACAAUGCUGUUGCUACAGGAUGGGGAAAUACUGAUAGUAAUGGCAGCAAAACAAAUCGUCUCAAAUACAUUGUGACGAAAGUUAUAGAACCUCAAGAAUGUGCGAAUGUUUAUGGAUCAUUUGCUGGGGACCCUCAAGUAAUUUGCACCCGAACACAGGGCGGAAUAUGUUCUGGUGACUCUGGUGGUCCAUUGGUUAUAGAAAACACCCGAUUGUUAGUGGGUAUUACUUCAUUUGUGGGAGCUGAGUGUGGUGCAGGUCUUCCCGAUGGAUUUACAAGGAUAACUUAUUAUUUGGGUUGGAUAAAGGAUAUAUCUGGCAUAUCUUGGUAAAAAGAAUUUGGAAAAAUGUGUAUAUUGACAAAUAUAAAACAAAUAAAUAAUAAAUUUUUGGCAAGGGAUUAAACAUGGAUAUUU